GUUGCAGGAAGGAGUGGGCGUAGACAUGUCUCCCGGGGAGCUUGUGGCCUCCAGAUUCUGACUUGCUUUCCGGCCCCUGGGCCGCUACACCUUGAGGAGCUUUUUCAGACGGUCUGAGAAGAUCCGGGGUGCCCAGGGCAUUCCAAAGCCACUCCGCCCCCCGCCAUGUCUUGGAAGUUCAAGAGGUGAAGGGCUGAGGGGGGCUGGGCGUGAGGCCAGUUUCUCUGCGUUUUGCUCAAGUGAAGGGAUUCUGUUUGGAAGUAUUCACAGUCUGCCCAGUAUGGAGCCCAUGAAAAUAUUCCAAGACUUUCAUACCCACCUUUCUUUCCACGUUUUGAAUUCCAAGACAUUAUCCCUCCAGAUGACUUCCAAACUAGUGAUGAAGAGCUAGAUUUGGUUUUAUUUGGAACUAUGAGAGGACAAGUUGUUGGAAUACGCUAUUACACAGGAGUUGUGAAUAACAAUGAAAUGGUUGCUUUAGAACGAGAGCCUAAUAACCCGUAUGAUAAGAAUGCUAUUAAAGUAAAUAAUGUGAAUGGAAAUCAGGUUGGCCAUCUAAAGAGAGAUCUUGCAGCUGCCUUGGCCUAUAUCAUGGACAACAAAUUGGCCCAAGUGGAAGGGGUAGUUCCUUUUGGUGCAAGUAAUACUUUUACCAUGCCUCUUCAUAUGACUUUCUGGGGAAAAGAAGAAAAUAGAGAGGUGGUUUUAGAUCAUUUGAAGAAACAUGGAUUUAAGUUGGGUCCCACACCAAAAACUGUAGGAUCGAGUUUGGAGAAUACAUGGGGCUCUGGAAGAGCUGGACCAAGCUAUAGUAGGCCGGUUCAUGUUGCUGUACAGAUGACAACUGAACAGCUCAAAACGGAAUUUGACAAAUUAUUUGAAGAUUUAAAAGAAGACGAUAGAACUAUUGAAAUGGAGCCAGCUGAGGCUGUUGAAACACCAUUGCUCCCACACCAAAAACAAGCUCUAGCUUGGAUGAUUGCACGAGAGAACAGCAAAGAACUUCCACCCUUCUGGGAACUGCGAAAUGACCUGUAUUAUAAUACAAUAACAAAUUUUUCUGUGAAGGAACGACCAGAAAAUGUUCAUGGAGGAAUUUUAGCUGAUGAUAUGGGUUUGGGCAAAACUCUUACUGCUAUUGCUGUAAUUCUUACCAACUUUGAUGAUGGCAGGCCGCUUCUUGGUAAAAGAGGCAAGGAGAGUCACCCAGGAAAGGAAUACAAGGACGAGACCGUUAAACUCAGAGGAAGUAAUACGAACAAGACGACAGAUGGACACUCAGAGCCAUCAGCAUGUAGUGAAGAACCCAGUAUUUCAGAUGUUUCGGAGAAGAGUAAUGUGUCAGAUUUGUUUAGUUUCUUCUCUAAAAGAAGAAAAAUUUCUGUACAGUCCACUGAAAGCAGUGAAUCAGAGGAAAUUGAAACAAGUAAACUGUCCCAGAAAAUGAAAGGCAAGCUGAAAAAUACACAGUUAGAUACUAAAAGUAAAGUAAAAGGAUCAUCUAAGAUUAAAGAAGAUACUCAAUUUGCUCUUGCACUUACUUAUUUUGGCCCUGCAACAAAAAAGAAAAUGUUGAAAAAGGGUACAUCUGUGAUGGAGAGCUCAAAGAAGUGUGACACUGGAGAGAGGACAAGAACAACACUGAUCAUCUGUCCACUCUCUGUGCUGAGCAAUUGGAUUUUAUUCAGUCUGAUAUCACUGCGUUUCUUCAUGAAAUAUACUCAGGACCAGAUUGGACAACAUAUAAAAUCAGAAGUGGACUUGAAUCUUUAUGUUUAUUAUGGUCCUGAUCGUAUUAGAGAUUCAACCUGGCUUUCAAAACAGGAUAUUAUUUUGACUACUUAUAAUAUUUUAACUCAUGAUUAUGGAACUAAAGAUAAUAGUCCAUUACACAGCAUAAAGUGGUUAAGAGUGAUCCUGGAUGAAGGCCAUGCCAUACGAAAUCCAAAUGCUCAACAGACAAAAGCUGUUCUUGAGUUAGAGGCAGAAAGAAGAUGGGUAUUGACAGGUACUCCUAUCCAGAAUUCUUUGAAGGACUUGUGGUCUCUUCUGUCCUUUUUAAAACUGAAACCAUUUACUGAUAGAGAAUGGUGGCAUAGAAUAAUACAGCGUCCUGUCACAACAGGAGAUGAGGGAGGACUUAGGCGUUUACAGUCCUUAAUUAAAAGCAUCACACUUAGAAGAACAAAGACAAGCAAAAUUAAAGGGAAACCUGUCUUGGAGUUACCAGAAAGGAAAGUAUUUAUUCAGCACAUUACUCUGUCAGUCGAAGAGAGAAAGAUUUAUCAAUCUGUUAAAAAUGAAGGCAAAGCUACUAUUGCAAGGUAUUUUACUGAAGGUACUGUCCUUGCACACUAUGCAGAUGUCUUGGGUCUUCUGCUUAGACUGCGGCAGAUUUGUUGUCAUGUCCAUCUUCCUACAAAUGGAACGUCUUCAAGUGACCCCUCCAGAAGCGACACACCUGAAGAACUGAGGAAGAUGUUAGUAACGAAGAUGAAGUUAAUUCUGAGCUCUGGUUCAGAUGAAGAAUGUUCAAUUUGCCUGGAUUCAUUAACAUUUCCUGUGAUCACACAUUGUGCACAUGUGUUUUGUAAACCUUGCAUUUGCCAGGUCAUUCAGCGCGAGCAGCCACAUGCAAAGUGUCCUUUAUGCAGAAGUAAUAUACAUGGACAUAAUUUAUUAGAAUGUCCUCCAGAAGAAUUGGCAUGUGACAGUGACAACAAGUCCGAUAUGGAAUGGACGUCCAGUUCAAAGAUUAAUGCUCUAAUGAAUGCUUUGAUUGAGUUACGGACAAAGGACCCCAACAUAAAAAGUUUAGUUGUCUCUCAGUUUACCACAUUCCUGUCUUUAAUAGAAACACCACUGAAAGCCUCAGGAUUUGUGUUUACUCGCUUAGACGGUUCCAUGGCUCAAAAGAAAAGAGUUGAAUCAAUUCAGUGUUUUCAAAAUACAGACGCAGGAUCACCUACUAUAAUGCUACUGUCCUUAAAAGCAGGCGGAGUCGGCUUGAAUCUUUGUGCAGCUUCUCGAGUGUUCUUAAUGGACCCAGCCUGGAAUCCUGCUGCAGAGGAUCAGUGCUUUGACCGAUGCCAUCGACUUGGCCAGAAACAAGAGGUUAUCAUUACAAAGUUCAUUGUGAAGGAUUCUGUUGAAGAAAAUAUGUUGAAAAUACAAAACAUGAAAAGAGAGCUUGCAGCCGGAGCCUUUGGAACUAAGAAAACAGAUGCUGAUGAAAUGAAACAAGCUAAAAUCAAUGAAAUCAGAACUUUAAUUGAUCUAUAAUUUGUGGGGGUUUUCUAACGACAGUUUGAAUAGAUACUUAAGUUUUAUAGAUUAAAACACUGCAGAUUUAAGAAUGAGAUCUAGAGAGUCCUUUUUUUUUUUUUUUCCGGAGCUGGGUACCGAAUCCAGGGCCUUGCGCUUGCUAGGCAAGCGCUCUACCACUGAGCUAAAUCCCCAACCCCUAGAGAGUACUUUUUAUGUGGGGCAUAUUUUAUAUUAAUACAGUGGUGUUACUGACACAUCUCUUCUAUUCACUUUUAUGAUACUUCAAAUAGCAGUAAGUUCCAUUGUAACCUGGCCUGAAAGACCUUUUCAUAGACGUUCCUUUGCUCUCCAGCUCUUCAUGCCUUUGCUGAGUAUUUUCCUACAUUUCCCAUGUGUUCCAUAUCUUCUCUGAAGUGUGGUCGAAGCUUAUACUUUUGAACCACUUAUUCACCAAAGCCUUUGGUUGAUGAUUCAAUGGAUCCACAGUUCUUGUAAAUUAUUAACAGAUGUAUACAGACUAUAAGAUUUUAUUGAUGUUCAAAAAUUUAUGCAUCCAUAAAGGACCAAAGUUCAGAGGGCAAGUUAAUUGAAAUUUUUUUCUUUGUUGAGAUAUGUGACUCGCCAUAUGUGUUUAGAGAAAAUUUAGAGAGAAAAAAAGUACGUUUAUUUUAGUGAAGUGGUACAUUCAUUAUUAAAUGUGAUAAUAGAGGUAGAGGUAUAAAUAAUAUGAAGGGGUGAGGGAACCAGUUCUACCCGGUUUGUUUUGAAUGCUUAAAUUAUGUAAUUUAAAUAGAUAAUCUUUACUUAUGUAGGUCUUUUGGAAAUAACUUUAUAAAUUUAACACAGAGGACUACUACUAAACGUGAGAGGUAUGAUAAUCGGCAUGGAAGUUGGGCUGGUUGACCACCAAAGUUCAAUUCUUAAAGACAUCUUAAUCCUGAAUAUAAAAAUGCCUUUGUGGGUUUAGAAUUAGAAUUUAAUUUUGGCAUUUUCCUAAUUGAUCUGUUCAUUUAAAACCCGUUUUCUGGGUAGUUGAUGACUAUGACUCAUAUUUAAAACAAGCAGUCAGGAUAGAUAACAAUAGCUUUAUUUUCCUGUGUUGUUGUUGCUGUUGUUUUGAAUCCAGAGACAAGAUGACUAAGAAAAGCUUCAUGGUUUAUGGUGCAGACUGAAGAACAACGAAGAUUUUAUUUAUGCUACAGAAGACUUGACUAAGAGAGGUGAUCGAUAGCCUUGUAAAGAGUACACCACAUGUCUGACUCACUAAUCCUCCCUAACGUGUUAUUCCUCCGCGGGAACAGGAUUAGCCAGCAAGCAUCUUCUCAGUUCCGCGUCUCAGAGCAGCCAGGGGAGGUGGAGCAGUGUCCAGCUCAGGAAGACUUUCUGGAGGGUAGGAAGUGGAAUAACUGGGAUUGGCCUGCUGGGGGUAGUAGCCCACAGGAGUUUUUUCACCUUGUAGGACUAGUAUCAUACACAAAUCAAGUCUCAUUAUGUAUGACAUUAGAAUUCUUUAGUUCCCAUACACAGUGAACUUAAGUAUAAACUGGUUAUGGCCCAAAUAAACAAGAAACCCAGUUUACUUAUUUUAAUUACAAAUAGACUGAGGCUCAAAAGUAAAGGCCAUGUGCUUCUUCCCCAGAAAACCACAGAGCUAUGCUAUAAAACUUUGAGAACAAUCAAGUUUGGUGUUAAUAAAAAAAGUUAAUUCUAAGAUACAUGAAUCACUGGAAUGAAAAAAUUUACGCUGUGCUAUUUUACUACUUAGAAAUGUACUGAAAAUAUUCUAUUUCAAAUUGUGUUUCCAACUGGAUUUUUCUUUAAAUUAAAAAAAAAUCAAUAAAAACCUAAAAAAUUA
Molecule: messenger RNA, 5122 nt
Organism: Rattus norvegicus (Norway rat)
Lineage: Eukaryota; Metazoa; Chordata; Mammalia; Rodentia; Muridae
Source: RefSeq, a predicted model, not a curated record